AUGAGAAAAUCUAUUGUUUCACUCUUUUUAGUUUUUGGAAUCGUCGGAUUCGCCAACACUCAAGGCACUGCUCAAGCUGAGGAUCUCAUGAAUCUCAAGUUUUUGGGAGAAAACAUUUCUACAUUGUCAACAGGCUAUGACGCAACACUUAAGAUUGCACCAAACGUUAACACAUACGUUAAAUAGAAAUUAUCGGAGUAUGGAGCUACCAUGAAUCUUCAAGAAGCAUCAGCAAAUUCAGGAGCACCAUCAGGAGGAGAAACUUAACCACCUGUUGCUGGCUCAGGCACCCAAUAAGAUCCAUCAACUCAAAACACUAAACCAGUUGAAGGAACCACCACACCCAAUACUGCAGAUUCAACUAAACAAGAGGGAGCUGGAUCAACCUCAGAUGGUACACAACCUAAGACUGAAACUGGAUCAACUCCCCCCACAAAUAAUCAAGAUGCAGCAACAAAAAACACUGGCACUGAUUCAAAUACCUAACCAGGCUAAGAUACCACCACCCCAAUAAAUGAAGGGGAAUUUAAACCAAUCACUGAUGGCUCAAAUACAGGCACUUAGACACCCAAUACUGAUUCAAAGACUCCCAACACUGACAAUUAGACUCCCAACACUGACAACAAGGCUCCCAACACUGACAACAAGACUCCCAACACUGAGAACCAGACUCCCAACACUGACAACAAGACUCCCAGCACUGACAACAAGACUCCCAGCACUGACAACAAGACUCCCACCCCAGACAAUAAAACACCAACAGCAGAUAAUAAGACUCCAAACCCAGACACAAAGACACCUGAGUCAAAGCCAACAGAUGAGAAAAAAGAUGAUGCCAAACCGAAUCCACCUAAAACAGAAGACGACAAAAAGACUACAACUGAAGAUGAUGAACCUGUUGAUACUGACGGAGAUAUCAGAUGGUACUCUUACACUUUCAUGUCUCUUGCCAUAGUUGGAUUAGGCGUUGGACUUUUCUUCCUCCUUAGAAACAAGAAGGUGAUUCAAGAAGAUGCUACCGACAAGUACACCAAACAACACUGA
This is a messenger RNA of Stylonychia lemnae, 1044 nucleotides long. Lineage: Eukaryota; Ciliophora; Spirotrichea; Sporadotrichida; Oxytrichidae. The record is from the annotation of a GenBank genome assembly.